Corythoichthys intestinalis (scribbled pipefish) is the source of this 14135-nucleotide messenger RNA. RefSeq names its product phosphatidylserine decarboxylase (gene pisd). Bases 11 to 1015 code for a protein of 334 amino acids. NCBI's taxonomy places the organism in Eukaryota, Metazoa, Chordata, Actinopteri, Syngnathiformes, Syngnathidae. Gene Ontology annotation, biological process: phosphatidylethanolamine biosynthetic process. The transcript is spliced from 9 exons. The record is from RefSeq and is a predicted model, not a curated record. Gene Ontology annotation, cellular component: mitochondrion. Gene Ontology annotation, molecular function: phosphatidylserine decarboxylase activity.
UACACACAAGAUGGCGGCCUCCAUACGAGCUAAGUGCGGCAGGUUGAUUUGCAGAGCGAGAGGCGCGAUCGGCGGCCAGCGACGCCACUUGGUCACAUCUUCGGGUGGUGGCUUCCCAUUCCGGCCGAGGCCGCUGCCAUUCCUGCUGGUGACGGGCGGCGGUUACUAUGGUUAUCAACAUUACAAGAAGCGAGAGGACAGUGCACCGCCCGCUCUGGCCACGCCUGCUCAGGUGGCGCUCUAUCGCUCCUUCCCUACCCGCCUGCUGUCCCGGGCGUGGGGGCGCGUCAACCAGGUGGAGCUUCCCACCUGGCUCCGCAAACCCGUCUAUUCGCUCUACAUAUGGACAUUUGGAGUCAACAUGCAGGAAGCCGCGGUGGAGGACUUGAGUCACUACCGGAAUCUCGGGGAGUUUUUCCGUCGCCGUCUGAAGGAGUCGGCGCGGCCGCUCUGCUCCGCCUCCUGCUUGGUAUGCCCGGCGGACGGUAAGAUUGUACACCUGGGUCGUGUGCUCGCUUCGGAGGUGGAGCAAGUCAAGGGGGUCACGUACAGCCUGGAGCACUUCCUGGGCCCACGUGACGGAUGCAGCCACGGUGUGAUUCCUGAAGUGAGUCUGGAAGCGACUUCCUCAGUGACUGCGGCCGCAUGCGCAGGGUCAUCAGAGGCGACGUCAUCACGUCCAUCCUUCCGGGACGGCCUCCUGUCCAGCCCCGACAACGAGCUGUUCCACGUAGUGGUGUACUUGGCUCCCGGGGACUAUCACCGCUUCCACUCUCCCGCCGACUGGACGGUGGAGCUCAGGCGACACUUCACAGGUUCUCUGAUGUCGGUGAGCCCGGGUGUGGCGGGCCGGGUCAAGGAGUUGUUCUGCCUGAACGAGCGCGUGGCUUUGAGCGGCCGAUGGCGGCACGGCUUCUUCUCCUUUACGGCCGUGGGCGCCACCAACGUGGGAUCCAUACGCGUCUACUUUGAUCAACCCCGUCCCAUCCGGCAGCAGCAGCAACACAGCCAAUAGGAGAGCGGCUCGCAGCAGCCGCCGCGUCGAUGAAAGCGCGGCUCGGCGAGCCCCCCGUGAGACCACGCCUCGGCACCGCCCAUGUCCUUGGGUGCCCAAGUCGUUUUUUGGCUGAUGCCGCUCCCCGCCGCUGACGUCAUCUCGCCACCGUCCGCCCCAGUAGCUGAGCUUGCCUGCGUCUUGAGGGCCAGGAAAGACUGCAAGUCGAGGUCCAGCGCAGCAGCGCCACCCCGGGGGCGGGGCGUGUUCUGCCGGCACUGGGGGCACGGUAUCCAAACCUGACCGGGACGGACAAAACGCAGCCUUCACACAGUGGCAAGUCUUUACAUCUCCUAUAUAUAUAUAUAUAUAUAUUAGGGCUGUCAAAUUUAUCGCGUUAACGGGCUGUAAUUAAUUUUUUAAAUUAAUCACGUUAAAAUAUUUGACUCAAUUAACGCACAUGACCCACUCAAAGAUUUAAAUGAAAGUACAGUUUAAUGUUCGCUUGUUGCUUGUUUUUUGGUGUUUGGCGCCCUCUGCUGGCACUUGGGUCCAACUGAUUUUAUGUGUUACACCAUGAGUGAGCAUGGUGUAAUUAUUGCCAUCUACAAUGGCGAGCUACUAGUUUAUUUUUUGAUUGAAAAUUUUACAAAUUUUAAUAAAACGAAAACAUUAAGAGGAGUUUUAAUAUAAAAUUUCUAUAACUUAUACUAACAUUUAUCUUUUAAGAACUACAAGUCUUUCUAUCCAUGGAUCGCUUUAAGAGAAUGUUAAUAAUGUUAAUGCCAUCUUGUUGAUUUAUUGUUAUAAUAAAUACAGUACUUAUGUACCGUAUGUUGAAUGUAUAUAUCCGUCUUGUGUCUUAUCUUUCCAUUCCAACAAUAAUUUACAGAAAAAUAUGGCAUAUCUAAGAGAUGGUUUGUAUUGCGAUUAAUUACAAUUAAUUAAUUUUUAAACUGUAAUUAACUCGAUUAAAAAUUUUAAUCGUUUGACAGCUCUAAUAUAUACGCUAAUCAUUUUUAGGCCUGAACAAUAUUGGAAAAAACUAUCAUUGCAAUUGUUGGGCCCCCUGGCGGCCGAAAUUGUCAUUGCAUGUAAUUGAAGUUCCAAUACAUGAAUUUAAAAUUAAGACUGUCGGUAAAAUAUUGUUUAUAAAAGUUGUAAAGCAAUAAAACAAACAACAAAAAUGAAUGAAAUUAACAAAAAUUUUAUAAUAGUUCAAAAUUAAUUUUCAAACAGAUCAUGUGACUAGCACCUUAGGGACUAGGGGUGUGACAAAAUAUCGAAAUGGUGAUAUAUCGUGAUACUUUGUAUCCCAAAAGGUUAUCGAUAUGCUCCUGUCAAGAAUAGAGAUAUCGUUUUAAAAAGGUGUCAAUUAAAAAAAAAAAAAAAAAGGCUGCCAUUGACGGUGCUCGACGCCCAAUCCAUUUAGACUGGGAAGUUUGAGAACAUUCAUUCAUUCAAAACCAGAGCAUUCACAGUCAUUCGGUCUGAUUUUCAGGGCAUUUACAGGUCACUUACUGUUCAUUUUAGGGCAUUUACAGGUCGUUUCCUGUUGAGUUUGAGUCCGUGCCUAUUCAUUUGGGCGAUUCUCAGGUCACUUCCUGUUCUGUAACGCAAAAUAAACAGCAAGUGACCCAUAAAAUACCCCAAAAUCAACAGGAAGUAACUGAAAAUCAACAGGUAAAUGACCUUAAAUGGCCCAAAAUUACUCCAUUGCCUGGCAUUGGCUGCCACUGACAGCCAUAGACGUUCAAUCAAAUGGAUUGGACGUCUACUAGUGAUACUCAUUCCAAUUCACAGCAGAAGCUUGUUUUUUGUAGAAUAUCCUAGAAUGAUUUCCUGACCAAUGUUAUCGAUAAUCGUUGUAUCGCUAUAUCGUCAGAUCAUCGUUAUCGUGAGCUUUGUAUCGCAAAUCGUACCAAGAGGUUCACACUCCUAUUAGGGACGGUUAUUUGCUAUUAUUUGCAAAACCAUCCGAGGACAGAUAAAACAAGAUAUAGUUUUUUUCUAACCUAAGCUUUCAAAAGCGACAACAAAUGCUGAGUGAGAACCAAGAAUUCAAGACGUGGACCAUGAAACGCCGGAGAGCGUGGUUUUAUUUUGAAAUGUUCGCUAAACCGCUAACCGAAAGCUUUACACUAAGUAAAAAAACAUUCUUCGUCAUUGCUUGUCAUGUCACUAAUAGAUUUUUUUUUUUUUUUUCGUUAGCAAAUGCUGUUAACCAGCUGUUGAGUGUUAUUGUAUGACUGAUUGGAACUGUACUGCAUUGUUUCCCCACAGGGUGUGCUGUGGUGUAUUUUAUGUUCGGUGUGACAAAGAAGAAGAAAGUUAAAAGAGGCGUGAGGCGAGCGGCCUGUUCUCAACUUCUCCCUCACUGCAUUUUGGCUCUCAUGGAGAGCACGUUCGAAAUAAUAAUAUUACGAUAAUUAUAUAAUAAUAAUACGAUAGCCAACGUGCAAAGUAGCAAGUGAGCUGUAAAAAUAGCGAGCUUAGUGGCGUAAAAAACGCGAGAGAGCUAAGUGAAGCUAAUGAACAGCUAAGCGAUGCUAAACGGAGAUAAGCGGUGCUAAAUGAAGCUCAGCGACUGAUACUCAGUCCGUUGUCGUGGAACAGUCCAUUGUAGUGCGUGUGUGUGGGGGAGAGAUAAUAUAAAUGCAGCAUUCAAUUGGCUUUAUCUUUUGUUUUGUUACUUGUUUGUUUGGUAUGCUGACAUAAUUAUACAUGACAAAUAGUUGGGGGUGCUGCUGGCUCCGGUGGCCCAAGCUCUUGCUCUUUGGGGCAAGCUGGUUGGGGGCCCCCUACAGGUUGGGGGGGCCUAAGGCGAUCGUUUACUUCGCCUGAAUAGUAGAUCCGCCUAUGCUCUUUAGAUACAAGCCGCGUCUUCUGUCCGUCUGAGAUACAAGCCAAAUUGGAUGUAUGAGUGGCGCUAGGGUUGGGCAUCGUCUGAAAAUGAACGAUUCCAAUUUCGCGUUUCGAUUCCGGUUCCGAACGAUUCCCCAUUACAAUUCUUUUAAGAGGCAGGGUAAAAAAAAAAAAAAUGCUGGGUCCAAAAAAAUUGCAUAGUUUACAUAAAAGUCUUAACUUCUCGACAUUAUUUGAAAUUAACUAAAUAUUUAGCUUAAUAUGCAAAUUCACAUGACUGGAGACCAGAAGUAACGAAAUAAAAGCUGGAGCGCACAAAAUACUCUUUAAAUAGUUUCUCCUAAACAGUGUUGUUAUUCUUACUGAAAAAAAGUAAUUAAUUAUAGUUACAAAUUACUUCUCCCAAAAAGUAAUUGCGUUAGUAACUCAAUUACCUGAAUGUAAGAGUAAUUAGUUACUUGGCAAAGUAAUUGGUGAUAAUUACUUUUUUUUUUUCCUCAAAAAAAAAAAAAAACAAAAACAAAAAAAAAAACAUUGGCCACACGAUGGGAAGUUUUUUGUGAAAGUUUUUGGUACAAUUGGCCCGAGCCCAAUUCUUUACCUUAAUUUACCCUUAACCCUGAAUCAACUGUUAAAAGUUGUUUAAAUUGCUCCCAUUAUUGCAUUAGUUCCCUUCUCUCUACUUUCGACAUAUGAAAGUUUUAAAACUGUUUCAUCAUUUAAAGAUAGAUUCAAGUCAAGAUUUUGCCGAUUUAGAAGUAUUUUAGAUUAAAGGUUACUUAGGUUCACUAGGAAGGUUCUCUACAACAGAGCUGUCCUAAAAAGUCUACUGCUUUAAGAUGGCGGCUGUCUACUAACUCAUUUAGUGCCAUGUCUGUCGUUUUGCAUCUAGUUAUAUCUAUGUACAGUACAUGUGAUAUCUACCAUACUACCAUAUCUACCAUAACAUGCGGGCGUAGUUGGUAGGCUAUCGGCUACAACAUGUAUUAUUGGAGCUACCUAGCAUCGCGUUUGCUCGUCGUCACAACUUUCUUGCCUCCUCCCUACUCCUGCUCUGCUCUGUCGUCUCGGUGAGUCCGUUUCCCUCAGACUUUUCGACCAAUAAAGUAACGCAUUGUAACGCAUGCCUUUCCGUCCUCAGUAACGGUAACAGCGUUGCCAAGAUGAGAAAAGUAAUUAAUUAGAUUACCCACUACUGAAAAAAAAAACGCCGUUAGUAACGCCGUUAUAUUGUAACGCCGUUAUUAACAACAAUGUGUAUUUUAGCUAUAUAUCGUUAUAAUCACAAUGAGUCAUGUCCAAGAGCCGACUGACUGCCACCGUUGAGUAGGUUUUAUUCAUUUUUGAUCAACGAAAACAGACAAUCUGAGAUGCUCCAGUUUUUAUUUUGUUACUUCCGGUCUCCAGUCAUGUGAAUUUGCAUAUUAAGCUAAAUAUUUAGUUCCAACCAUUUCCAGAUGUAACAUUUAGAAUAUAGGAUAUAAAUUUAUGAUUUAAAUUAGGGCUGUCAAACAAUUAACAUUUUUAAUCGAGUUAAUCACAGCUUAAUAAUUAAUCAAUCGCAAUUAAUCACGAUUCAAUCCAUCUAUAAAAUAGUCCAUAUUUUUCUGUAAAUUAUUGUUGGAAUGGAAAGAUAAGACAAAAGACGGAUAUAUACAUUCAGCAUGCUGUACAUAAGUACUGUAUUUGUUUAUUAUAACAAUAAAUCAACAAGAUGGCAUUAACAUUCUGUUAAAGUGAUCCAUGGAAAGAAAGACUUGUAGUUCUUAAAAGAUAAAUGUUAGUACAAGUCCUAGAAGUUUUAUAUUAAAACUCCUCUUAAUGUUUUUGUUUUAAUAAAAUUUGUAACAUUUUCAAUCAAAAAAAUAAACUAGUAGCUCGCCAUUGUUGAUGUCAAUAAUUACACAAUGCUUAUUGUGCUUAAACCUAUAAAAUCAGUCGCACCAAAGCGCCAACAGAGGGAGACAAAAAACACAAGUGACCGUCACACUGUGCUGUCAUUUUUAAUCUGUUUGAGCAGGGCAUGUGUGUUAAUUGCGUCAAAUAUUUUAACGUGAUUAAUUAAGAAAAAUUAAUUAUCGUCCGUUAACACGAUCAUUUUGACAGCCCUAAUUUAAAUUAAAUAUUUAGCUCUGGAUUUAAACAGGUCUAAAACUUUUUAUUAAAAAACAAAUAUUCAAGUUGCUACAUAAAAAAAGUGACUCUAAAAAUUUCACACCAUUUCAAACACUGUGUGGCGCUAAAUGUGAGAAAAUGAUGUCAUUUUAGCAUGUACUGCUUUACAAACGGCGCCCCAUACGCCUUGGCGUGUUACUUUUCGGAAUACGAGGUGUGGAAAUGUUUCUCGUCUUGACGUACGAGUGCCCUGAUGUGAAUUUUCAAAAUACAAGCUGGAGAAAUAUUGUUGGUCUUGGAACACGAGCCGAAUUGGAGAUCCGUACGAGUGCCUUGUGAAUAUUUGGGUGGAGCAAAGGUCCUGGUAGGAGGAGCCUAAAGGACGGAGGGGCGGACCUGCUGGUUGACGACGGUGUCCAGUCGCUUGACGCAGGCCUGGCAGAAGGCGUGGCCGCAGUGCAGUCGCCGCGGCAACCGCGCGCCCAGAUCGUAGCGGCCGAAGCAAACGAUGCAACGGAGAGACGGCGUCGCCGCUUUCGCCCCGCCGGCUACCUCCGUGCCAGCUUCCUUUGCUUCCUGCCACAUGGUCCUCUAAAAGCACGCACGUACAACGUUAACUCGUCGGUCGAUGUCCGAUCCGUCGGAACCGUGUCGGACCUCUAUCGACGGCGCCGAAGCGUGAUCGCCUACUGCUGAAGGGGCAGGACCCAGGCGGGCAGGGCCUCGGGACGUGGCGCGAAACUUACCCGAUGAUGUCACAUCCUGUCUUUUUUGGAUUUUUUUUUCUCUGAGGGCUUCUCCUUUUCCUCUGUGGUCGCAGUCACCUCGCCGGCUUCCUGCUUGUCCCUUCUGACAGUUUUGUUUUUUUUUAAUUGUGAUGAAAUAUUAACCAGGCCUUUCUUCCACCUAUUGGCCGCCGCCGCGGCCUAUCGGGUUACGACACGUUGCCCAGCAACAGGACACUUAUGUCACUUGAGAUUACGCGUAACUACUUUAACCAGAGACAAUGGACAUCUUUUCAAAAGUUAUCAUCAACUUAGAUCAUUCAGUGCCAGCCCAGUUGUGGUAGUUAGUAAAAGAGGGAAAAUGAUAUUGAAAUGAGCUAGUGACGGCUAUUGACGUCCAAUCCAAGGGCGUAGUGUCAUGUUGCAAUGGGACGGUAGGGACAAAACAAUACCAAUUUUUCAGGGUGCUCAAAUUGCUCAACUUUUACUUAUAUAUAAAUAUUAGGGCUGUCAAACGAUUAAAAUUUUUAUUCGAGUUAAUUACAGCUUAAAAAUAAUCGUAAUUCAUCGCAAUUCAAACCAUCUAUAAAAUAUGCCAUAUUUUUCUGUAAAUUAUAUAUAUAUUCUGUAAAAUAAAUUGUUGGAAUGGAAAGAUAAGACACAAGAUGGAUAUAUACUGUACAUUCAACAUACGGUACAUAAGGACUGUAGUGGGCAUUUCACUCUACUGUCAUUUAAAUCUGUCUAUGCUGUCCUCACUCCAAAGCGUCUAGUUUUUCCAAAGCUAGACAGCUAGUGAACGACGCCUUAAUAAUCAGACUUCUCCCUUUUUCAUCUGAUUUAUUAAUAAAAUAGCCUCAAACCAUUGUCCUCUUUAGACCGUCGUAAAACUACAACAACAAAAAGUACACAAGCAUUGCAUUAGCAACAACGUUAGCUUAGCACGCUAUACAGGUUCACUAAACAUAAAAAGCGUCUCAUACAAAAAAUAUAACAUUUCGCUUACUAACAUAAUAUGUACAUUCUUUACAACAACCAUACUUACGGACAAAUCUUGUCCAAGGAUCAUAUAAGCACAACAUUACAACAUAGGCGUCAGCCCGAGACGUCGUGCAGCCAUAUUGAAUUGGCAAGAAAACAAUAAACCAUGUCGCAAAGCGACCACAAGAGUUCGCUGUUAGACAGCACAAAAGGCCUUGCUGUAAAACUUACCAAAAGGCAGAAUACUGUCUGAGCGGGACAUGUGCGUUAAUUGCGUUAAAUAUUUUAACGUGAUUAAUUUUAAAAAUUAAUUACCGCGCGUUAACGCGAUAAUUUUGACAGCCCUAAUAAAUAUAUAUACAUACACGCCCCGGCCACUUUAUUAGGUACACCUGUACAACUGCUCGUUAACACUUUAUUUUACUCAGCCAAUCACAUGGCGGCAACUCAGUGACCGACUCAGUGACUCAAACCGAGCAUCAGUAUGGGGAAGAAAGAUGAUUUGAGUGACUUUGAACGUGGCGUGGUUGUUGGUGCCAGAAGGGCUGGUCUGAGUAUUUCAGAAACUGCUGAUCUACUGGGAUUUUCACGCACAACCAACUUCACCCCUCCCAAUCACUGAUCUUUCUGACUCCCCCCCCACUCUUCUUUUUUCCUUGGUCAUCAGACACCCCACAUGGUGUCAACCAGAAAUACAACUAGCUAACAAUAGCGCCAGCAUAUUCAUAGUUAGUGUUGGCGUUCAAUAUAUCUUGUUAUUUGUGCUUCUUCUCUCUCCUUUUCUGUCCCCCCAUAACCCAUUCCUGUUGACUGCUUUCUCCUAAUAAACGAGGCAUUUUGAAUCAUCACAAUGGAAGUAUGUCGCCUAUACAAACAAUUUGGCAUUGUGUGUAUAUAUACAGUGGGGCAAAUAAGUAUUUAGUCAACGCCAAAUUGUGCAAGUUCUACUUGAAAACAUUAGAGAGGCCUGUAAUUGUCAACAUGGGUAAACCUCAACCAAGAGGGACACAAUGUGGGGGGAAAAAAACAGAAAAUCACAUUGUUUGAUUUUUAAAGAAUUUAUUUCCAAAUUAGAGUGGAAAAUAAGUAUUUGGUCACCUACACACAAGCAAGAUUUCUGGCUGUCAAAGAGGUCGAACUUCUUCUAACGAGGUCUAACGAGGCUCCACUCGUUACCUGUAUUAUGGCACCUGUUUUAACUCAUUAUCGGGAAAAGGCACCUGUCCGUAACCUCAGUCAGUCACACUCCAAACUCCACUAUUGCCAACACCAAAGAGCUGUCAAAGGACACCAGAGACAAAAUUGUAGACCUGCACCAGGCUGGGAAGACUGAAUCUGCAAUAGGUAAAACGCUUUGAGUAAAGAAAUCAACUGAGGGAGCAAUUAUUAGAAAAUGGAAGACAUACAAGACCACUGAUAAUCUACCUCGAUCUGGGGCGCCAUGAAAGACCUCACCCCGUGUGUCAAAACGAUAAGAACGGUGAGCAAAAAUCCCAGAACCACACGGGGGGACCUAGUGAAUGACCUACAGAGAGCUGGGACCACAGUAACAAAGGCUACUAUCAGUAACACAAUGCGCCGCCAGGGACUCAAAUCCUGCACUGCCAGACGUGUCCCCCUGCUGAAGAAAGUACACGUCCAGGCCCAUCUGCGGUUCGCUAGAGAGCAUUUGGAUGAUCCAGAAGAGGACUGGGAGAAUGUGUUAUGGUCAGAUGAAACCAAAAUAGAACUUUUUGGUAGAAACACAGGUUCCCGUGUUUGGAGGAGAAAGAAAACUCAAUUGUAUCCAAAGAACACCAUACCCACUGUGAAGCAUGGGGGUGGAAACAUUAUGCUUUGGGGCUGUUUUUCUGCAAAGGGACCAGGACGACUGAUCUGUGUAAAGGAAAGCAUGAAUGAGGCCAUGUAUCGAGAGAUUUGAGUGAAAAUCUCCUUCCAUCAGCAAGGGCAUUGAAGAUGAGACGUGGCUGGGUCUUUCAGCAUGACAAUGAUCCUAAACACACAGCCAGAGCAACAAAGGAGUGGCUUCGUAAGAAGCAUUUCAAGGUCCUGGAGAGGCCUAGCCAGUCUCCAGAUCUCAACCCCAUAGAAAAUCUAUGGAGGGAGUUGAAAGUCCGUGUUACCCAGCGACAGCCCCAAAACAUCACUGCUCUAGAGGAGAUCUGCAUGGAGGAAUGGGCCAAAAUACCAGCAACAGUGUGUGAAAAGCUUGUGAAGAGUUACAGACGUCUGUUUUUGCCAACAAAGGGUACAUAACAAAGUAUUGAAAUGAACUUUUGGUAUUGACCAAAUACUUAUUAAAAAAUUUUUAAAAAAAUCAAACAGUGAUUUUCUGUUUUUUUUUUCCCAACAUUCUGUCUCUCAUGGUUGAGGUUUACCCAUGUUGACAAUUACAGGCCUCUCUAAUAUUUUCAAGUGGAAAAACUUGCACAAUUAGUGGUUGACUAAAUACUUAUUUGUCCCACUGUAUGAAAUAAUAAAAAUGAACCCAUUUUUGUUUUUCAAUUUGCAUUUGAAAAAUGGGAAUUAAAAUGAAUGGAACAAUAACAUGGUUUGAAAUAUAAAAAAAUUAUGGGAUUCAACAGCUGAAAAAAAGACAUUUUAAUGUAAUCUUCAUUAAGGUCCUAGUGGUUAUCAUAGAAAAUGUGGCUAUAGGUCUGAAAAGAAAUACAAUGGCUUUACAUUUGAAAAAAAAACUAAUAUGACUUCACAAAGAAUGUAUCGUUAUUAUCGUUACUUGUUCUUGUUGACGUGACGAUGUCAGAGAAGUGUGGACUCCUGCUCCACAACAGAAAAAAAAUCACAUUUGACUAACAUCUCAUUCAGUGCCAUUGACAGCUCUAGUCGUCUAUCGGCGUCAGUGGCAGCCAAUGUGAAGCUCUUUUUGUCCUUGUUCUAACGGUCGAUUGGUUCAGUCUUCCAUUUCACUUGACUUCAGUCGACAUCACUUCCUCCUGCAUCGGUAGCAGCAGGCGCAACGGCCGCCGCCGCUUUCGACCUCGUCCUCUGCUUCCUUGACCAGAUACGGCGGCGGCUGGAACGAGUGGAUUUGGUUUCCGUUGAGCGCCCCCGGGUUAGCGAUGACGGUGGCGUCGUCGCCCGCCCCGCGCAGUUUGGCCCGCGGGAUGCUCACCUGGCCGUACGGGUUGUCCAGCGACACUCGGAUAUUGGAUGACAUGGCCGCCGCGGCAGCCAGAACAGCUGCAAAGGAUAGAGGAAACGGUUUUCUACCUUUCCAAAGAAACGCACGUGAGACAAAAAUGCAAAAAAACGCUACAGACUGAACAAAACUCCCAGAAAACUAGCAUUGCACCAAUGCUAUCAUCGGCACCGAUACGGCACUAAAAUGACGUAAACGGUAUAUCGGGGGGAGUACAGUACUAAGAAAUACAGUGUAUCACAAAAGUGAGUACACACCUUGCAUUUCUGCAGAUAUUUUAGUAUUUCUUUUCAUGAUAACAAGAACGAUGAGCAAAAAUCCCAGAAUCACACCGGGGGACCUAGUGAAUGACCUACGGAGAGCUGGGACCACAGUAACAAAGGCUACUAUCAGUAACACAAUGCGCCGCCAGGGACUCAAAUCCUGCACUGCCAGACGUGUUCCCCUGCUGAAGCCAGUACACGUCCAGGCCCGUCUGCGGUUCGCUAGAGAGCAUUUGGAUGAUCCAGAAGAGGACUGGGAGACUGUGUUAUAGUCAGAUGAAACUAAAAUAGAACUUUAUGGUAGAAACUAGGCAUGUGCCGGUUACCGGUUUCACGGUUUACCGUGGUGUGAAAACGUCGCGGUUUCAAAACCACUAAAAUUUUCCGUCAGACUGUAGUACGGUAUUCGCCAUUUUUCAUGUGUCAAAAAUGCAGCCAGAUGUGGCGCGGCAGCGCUCACCCCCUCCCGUUUGUUUCUGUGUGUGAACGUGACACCAUCGGCUAGACAGCCAGCGAACCCAAAAACAAAUACUCCAAACAUAAGGCGUUCUUUUCUCAAUUUAUUGAGCUCUCAAAUCGUGGUAAGUGUAAUAUACAAAAUGAAUACGUUUAAAACGUUGUACAAUUGUAUUUUUCCAUGUGCAAGUAGUUUCAACAGAUUAGCACCAUGGAAAAGUUCGCCAAAAACAAAACACACAUUUUCCUUUCAAAUUCGAUAUACACACUGACUAAAAGCUUACAAAGAUGAAUGUUAGCCUAGGCUUAGCUGGGAGAGCAACUUCGUCGAGUGUUACAGCGGCAGUGAGAAAACAAGCUUGAUUCGCUUGAAUAAAGGGGAAAAGGGAUAGCAUCAUAGAUCGUUAAUUGAGAAAGAUGAUCUUGCCCUAAGCACAAAUCCACGUUCCUUAGCUCAAAGAGAGGUCUCACUCCCAAUGUUUUUUUUUUUUUUUUUUUUUUUUUUUUUUAGGAAACCUUUCCACAACAAUAUUUACAUUUUAACUAACUUUUAAAUUUUUAACCAACUUAUACUAACUUGUACAUUUUUAACUAACUUAUGAAUUCUUUUUAACACAAAGGCAUGACAUCAUGUUGACUAGAUUUGACACAGUGGCUGAAAUUGGCAAAACUUCACUUGAGCUUUUCCACCCUCCAAAAAAAAAGUGAUGCAGUAUAAAUUUUUAAAAAUUUUAUUCAGAAGUGUUUUUUUUACUUUUUGAUAGAAAUUAUUUUGUUCUUGCUCUAAUCUUGAGCUGUGGCUGUGGGUAUAGUCUAUAAGUUAUAUUUUGAUUUUAUUUAAAAUAUUAGUUUUUUUUUAUUGAUUAUUUAUUUUUACAAUAUAAUCAUGUUCCAAUUUGCAACUAUGUUCUGAAAAAAAAAUGCUGUUCAAUAGGAAAAAAAAAAUUUUUUUAACCCAUACAUCUCAAAGUAACACAUUUUGUAGCUAUAAUUGCAAUACCGUGAUACCGUGAAACCGCGGUAUUUUUGCUCACGGUUAUCGUACCGUCACUUCUCAUACCGGCACAUGCCUAGUAGAAACACAGGUUGUCGUGUUUGGAGGAGAAAGAAUACUGAAUUGCUUCUGAAUAACACCAUACCCACUGUGAAGCAUGGGGGUGGAAACAUCAUGCUUUGGGGCUGUUUUCCUGCGAAGGGACCAGAAAGAUUGAUCUGUGUAAAGGAAAAAACGAAUGGGGCCAUGUAUCGAGAGAUUUUGAGUGAAAAUCUCCUUCCAUCAGCAAGGGCAUUGAAGAUGGGACGUGGCUGGGUUUUUCAGCAUGACAAUGAUCCCAAACACACAGCCAGGGCAACAAAGGAGUGGCUUCAUAAGAAGCAUUUCAAGGUCCUGGAGUGGCCUAGCCCGUCUCCAGAUCUCAACCCCAUAGGAAAAUCUGCAGAUGGAGUUGAAAGUCCGUGUUAUCCGACAACAGCCCCAAAACAUCACUGCUCUAGAGGAGAUCUGCAUGGAGGAAUGGGCCAAAAUACCAGCAACAGUGUGUGAAAAGCUUGUGAAGAGGUACAAAAAACGUUUGGCCUCCAUUAUUAUCCAACAAAGGGUACAUAACAAAGUAUUGAGAUGAACGUUUGGUAUUGACGCUCAGCUUCUUUGGACGACCAACCCGAGGCCUGUUCCGAGUGGACCCCGCUCUUUUCAAACGCUGGAUGAUCUUAGCCACUGUGCUGCAGCUCAGUUUCAGGGUGAAGGCAAUCUUCUUGUAGCCUUGGCCAUCUUCAUGUAGCGCAACUAUACGUCUUUUAAGAUCCUCAGAGAGUUCUUUGCCAUGUGGUGCCAUGUUGGAACUUUCACUGACCAGUAUGAGAGAGUGUGAGAGCUGCACUACAAUUUUGAACACACCUGAUCCCUAUGCACACCUGGACCUAGUAACAUUAACGAGUCACAUGACAUUUUGGAGGGAAAAUGACAAGCAGUACUCAAUUUGGAUAUUUAGGGGUGUCAUUUCUAAGGGGUGUACUCACUUUUUUUGCCAGGGGUUUUGAUAUUAAUGGCUAUCUUUUGAGUUAUUUUGAGGGGAAAAUAAAUGAACUCUAUUAUAUAAGCUGCACAGACUACUUUUCAUUGUGUCAAAGUGUAAUUUUGUCAGUGUUGUUCCAUGAAAAGAUAUAACGUAAUUUCCGGACUAUAGGCCGCUACUUUUUUCGUUCAUUUUGAAUCCUGCGGCUAUUUGGGUUAAUUGGCAACACAUGCAUCCUAGCAUGCAUUGCAGCACUACAGAUCUAAGUAACAAUCAAAAUUCAUGUUCUGUGCUAAUUAUCUGUGCAUUUACUGUUCCAGUUUCAUUAAUUGCUUGUUAUGGUAUUUGAUAACACUUUAUUUGACAGCGGCGUCAUAAGACUGUCAUAACACUGUCAUAGUUAUGACAUAAGACUGUCAUGGGCAUUACUGAAUGCUUAUGACAGAUGUCAUUAAGUGUCAUCCAGCAAAUUAUGUUUCCAACUCCAUUAAUGUCCAGCUUGGAUCUUUUAAAUCCAUUCAAAGUGAGAUAAUUUGGCGAAUAAAACUAAAAGAUAACUGU